UCUGAGCUGAACGACUGUACACAGACAAGAUGGCAGCUUCAUUGGAAGACGAAUUCGAAGAUGCGCCUGAUGUGGAGCCAUUAGAACCAACUCUGAAGAAUAUCAUCGAGCAGAAAUCCCUGAAAUGGAUAUUUGUGGGUGGAAAAGGUGGAGUUGGUAAAACGACAUGUAGCUGCAGUUUGGCUGUCCAGCUGGCUGCAGUAAGAGAGAGCGUCCUCAUCAUCUCCACAGAUCCUGCCCAUAACAUCUCUGACGCUUUUGACCAGAAGUUCUCAAAGGUGCCUACUAAGGUCAAGGGCUAUGACAACCUCUUUGCAAUGGAGAUUGACCCAAGCCUGGGUGUGGCAGAGCUGCCUGAUGAGUUCUUCGAGGAGGACAACAUGCUCAGUAUGGGCAAGAAGAUGAUGCAGGAGGCCAUGAGCGCUUUCCCUGGCAUUGAUGAAGCCAUGAGCUACGCAGAGGUCAUGAGGUUAGUAAAAGGAAUGAACUUCUCCGUGGUUGUUUUUGACACUGCCCCUACUGGUCACACACUGCGACUGCUCAACUUUCCCACCAUUGUGGAGCGAGGCCUGGGCCGCCUCAUGCAGAUCAAGAACCAGAUUAGCCCAUUCAUCUCUCAGAUGUGCAACAUGCUCGGUCUGGGCGACAUGAACGCAGAUCAGCUGGCCUCCAAACUGGAGGAAACCCUGCCAGUCAUUCGCUCUGUCAGUGAGCAGUUCAAAGAUCCUGAACAGACCACCUUCAUCUGCGUGUGCAUCGCUGAGUUCCUGUCGCUCUACGAGACAGAGCGGCUGAUCCAGGAACUGGCCAAAUGCCGCAUCGACACUCACAACAUCAUUGUCAACCAACUCGUUUUCCCUGACGCGGACAGGCCGUGUAAAAUGUGUGAAGCCCGUCAUAAAAUUCAGUCCAAGUAUUUAGAUCAGAUGGAGGAUCUUUAUGAAGAUUUCCACAUAGUCAAGUUACCGCUGCUGCCCCAUGAAGUCCGAGGUGCCGACAAGGUCAACACGUUCUCUAAGCAACUUCUGGAACCCUACAAACCCCCAAACAAGUGAUCUCCUCCCCCCCACAGGACUUCCUCUUCCUCCUCCUCCUCUUCCUCGUCCUCCUCCUUCUUCUCCUCCUCCCCUCCCUACAGACAACACCACAGUCUGAGCUCCCCCCCACCCCCAAAACUAGCCUCAAACCCUGCAGCAGAAGCCUCAAGACUCAUUCCUCAGCCCAUCUACAGCAGAGCACGCCCACAGCGAAGGGGAGCCGCCGACGACAACAACACACACAUACAGACGCCUCUGUAUCGCUAGAGAUAAGACAGCACGUGUGUGCUGCCUUACACUCACUUCACCUUCUCUUGUUUUCAUGUCUACUGCGACAGUUGUACUAUUCCUACUUAAAGCAUUUAACAUCCUCUCAACUAAAAAAAAAAAACAAAACCCUCGUCCUCCUCCUCCCUCCUCCUCCAUCCCGCGCAGUGUCCAGCCUCAGUUGUGAAAAACAAAGUGUUUCCAGUGACGGUGCUAUGUAUUCCAGGAUAUAGCAGCUUUUGCAGGUGGUUGAUGUGUAAUGCUUUGUUUAUUCUGUGCGAUUCGGUGGCUGUGUCUGUUCUCCCAGUUUGACUUAAGAUUGCACACAUCUCUCACACAUUGGGGAAGUUCCAUCCAAAUUUCUACAGAUUCAGGGUGUGAUGGCAGGGCAGUGAUAAAAGACACUUAAAAAUAAAUUUUAAAAAGCAGAAUAUAGCCUUUGGUCUUGUUAAUUUUUGUUCUUGACCAGUUAGGGGUCGAUCGAUGCUGGUGUUUUUAGAGCUGAUACUGGUUUUUGGUCAUCAGGCAGACCAAUUAAUGAUAUUAAUUUGCAGAAAAAUGAAAGAAGUGGUGUCAGAAUUGAAAAUUACAAAUUCCGACACAAAACUUCAUUGAAAUGCCUUUAUUUAUGUCUGAUUCAAAGAAAACCUUUCAACAUUUAUUGUUCAGGAGAUUGCAUAACUGAUCAGAUAGCGCUGUUGGUGGGGCGUUGCUUGAGACUGAUGCAGCUGCAUUAGAGUCAAAGUAAUUCAUUUUUAUAUUCAUAUAAUUCAUUGAUAAGUGGUUACAAAAAGUUAAAAAAGCUGAAUAUAAGAUCAUGCUAAUCAGCGGUUGACCCCAUUUGUCAUUGCAAUAAGAAAACUGAAGCAAAAGUGCUUCUUUUACCAUCUGUCAGAUUGUAAGACAUCACAUAUCGUAAAUGUCUGAGCAACAGCGUAACUUUUAAGUCAAUUAUGAAUCAAGUCAAGCUCUAUAUCCAUAUACAACCAUUUGAACUUAGGCCACUCUAGUCACUUCAGGUGGAAUGUUGUCGUGGGCAGAACCAGUUUUAUGAGGAAAAUGUGUGACGUGGCUUUUGGUGUUUGAGGGCCUGGAAACCAAAAGGAGCUAUCUGACACUGCUGAACUCCCAGUUCCCAUUCAGCGAUCAUAAAAUUCCUCUAGUGCCCACCUCAGUCACGGAUUUCAUGUCCAUCCCGUUUACUGAUAUGGGAACACUAUUGAAAGAUAUUAGUAGCCUUAUUUAGUGCAUUGUUAAUUAAAAAUAUAUAUCUAUAUAUAUUGAAUGUACCUUGAUCAAGUGUUUUGAACAAAUACUGGACUCCAAUUGGCUCAACUGACGCAACAGAAAGGUGACGGUUGAAUCCACCCUCAAGCAAAACCAUACCUUUCCCCUCUUGUCUGUCGUUGAAUGCUUUUGAGUCAGAAUCUGUUUUCUAUAGAUUUUCUUUAAAUUAUGCUGUGAGCGUUAAUGAAAACAAACUUGCCUCAGCUGA
Molecule: messenger RNA, 2799 nt
Organism: Stegastes partitus (bicolor damselfish)
Lineage: Eukaryota; Metazoa; Chordata; Actinopteri; Pomacentridae
Gene: get3
Product: guided entry of tail-anchored proteins factor 3, ATPase
Exons: 7
Coding region: 30-1055 (341 amino acids)
Biological process (GO): tail-anchored membrane protein insertion into ER membrane
Cellular component (GO): GET complex
Molecular function (GO): ATP hydrolysis activity; ATP binding
Source: RefSeq, a predicted model, not a curated record